Messenger RNA from Bactrocera dorsalis (oriental fruit fly), 1021 nucleotides. RefSeq names its product putative nuclease HARBI1. The transcript is spliced from 3 exons. The coding region runs from base 192 to 986 and encodes 264 amino acids. Lineage: Eukaryota; Metazoa; Arthropoda; Insecta; Diptera; Tephritidae. The record is from RefSeq and is a predicted model, not a curated record.
CAGGAUUUGAAACCUUAUGAUAAUCGUUUCCGAAAGUUUGCUAUUCCUUUUGAGAUUCGGGUGAGUGUUCAUGCUUUUAAAUUACAAUUUUUUACUAAACAUUGGUGUACUAUUUCUAGUUCGUUUCAGUGCUAUAUUUUUUUUCAAAUGGUUCAUACCAAUACUGCAUUGGAAAUAGCCAUUUAUCUGCAAUGAGCCAACCUAGCAUAUCCCGAAGUAUAAGGCAUAUAUGCAAACUUGUGUUGGAACACAAAAAUGUGGAAAUAAGCUUCCCAAAUGCAACAGAGCACUACAACACAAUUAAAAUGGGUUUCCAUAAUAAGUUUGGAAUAAAAGGAGUGAUUGGUGCUAUUGACUGCACCCAUGUUGCAAUAAUUGGACCGUCUUCGUCGUCUAACGUUAUUCCACAUGAAUACAUGAACCGAAAGGGUUACUACAGUAUUAACGUAGAAGCGAUUUGUGACGACAAACUUAUUUUUCGCCAUUUAAAUGCUCGUUUUCCUGGCUCAUGCCAUGACUCCGGAAUUUGGAGAACAUCGCCGGCCAGAAUAAAAUUAUUAAGGCAACAUGUUUCUGGUUCAUUUAAGUGGCUUCUAGAUGACUCAGGUUAUCGACUAGAGCCAGGGCUUUUGACUCCUACAUCAAACCCAUCUGCACCAAAUGAAUUUCUUUAUAACAGAAUCCAUAUAAAGGCCAGGAACAUAAUUGAAAGAACCUUUGGUGUUUUAAAUUCUCGUUUCCGUUGCCUAUCUAAAGAGCGAGUACUGAGGUAUACACCCUCAAACGCCGCGUUCUUAGUUUAUACUUGCUCAAUUUUCCACAACAUUUUGCAAAAACAUGGUAUUUGUGACUUCGAUGAAAUAGAUAUUGAAAACUUUGAAGACUCUUCCUUCAAUGAUAAUUCUCCAGCUCAAACAAAUCAGUAUUACAAUGCAGGAAUAAAUACACGACGUAACUGCUUAAAUUCUCUCACACAAUCUUUGUAAAUAAAUAUCUUUACAAAUAAAUCUUUCAUUUAUAU